AUGACGAACGAGAAGUGCGCAAAUGGAGGAUAUUGGAAUCCGAAUGGAUGUUCGACUUGCUUAUGUCCAGCUGGAUAUGGUGGCAAAUACUGCGAUGAAUUGGCACCUAAAAAUACAACAAUUCAAGUAAAAAUUGAUGAAAUGUAUGGAUUCGAUUGUUAUUAUGGAUGCGAAUAUAAUGGAAUCGAAAUCAAAUAUCUCGCAGAUCCCAGAAUUUCUUCACCAAUGGUGUGUUGCGAUUUUCAGGCCGGCGAAUUGAUAAAUUCGAAACUGAAUCCCACACCGAUUGUUAUGAUGGUUGCCGCUUCUGCUACUCGCAACAUGAUCCAUCAAUAUGGACGCCGCGCCAUUGCGGUUUCUCUGGUAACUGCCAUUUCCUCUACCGCUUUGUUCUUCUUCGGAUACGUUCAGCCCCGUCACGAGAAAUACGAGCGCUUCUUCGCCAACUACGAUCCAUACACCAGAAUGAGAGAAAUCUGCGAAGCCAACAAAGGGUACAUGCACACGUGCCCACAAGAAUUGGCUAAAUUGUACGAGGAGAAGGGCAAGACCAUCGCCGAUUUGUAA
Caenorhabditis bovis is the source of this 567-nucleotide messenger RNA. The record is from the annotation of a GenBank genome assembly. NCBI's taxonomy places the organism in Eukaryota, Metazoa, Nematoda, Chromadorea, Rhabditida, Rhabditidae.